This is a messenger RNA of Vigna unguiculata (cowpea), 1021 nucleotides long. RefSeq names its product rust resistance kinase Lr10 pseudogene. Lineage: Eukaryota; Viridiplantae; Streptophyta; Magnoliopsida; Fabales; Fabaceae. The record is from RefSeq and is a predicted model, not a curated record.
UAUAUGUAAAUGGAGGAAAAGACAUGCAUCAAUCUAUGCAAAUAUUGAAAAUUACCUUGAACAAAAUCAUUUGGUACCUAUUAGAUACUCAUACAAGGAAAUUAAGAAGAUGACUCGAGGUUUUAGAGAAAAGUUAGGUGAAGGAGGAUUUGGCUCUGUUUUUAAGGCAAAGUUGUGAAGCGGAUCUUUUGUGGCAAUCAAAAUGUUAAGUAAAUCUAAAAGAAAUGGACAAGAUUUUAUCAACGAAGUUGCAACCAUUGGAAGGAUACAUCAUCAACAUGUGGUACAAUUAAUUGGAUUUUGUGUUAGUGGUUCAAAGCGUGCUCUUGUUUAUGAAUUCAUGCCUAAUGGAUCUCUUGAUAAACUUAUAUUUUCAAGAACUGGAAGUAUACAUUUAACCUAUGAAAAAAUAUAUAAUAUAUCAAUUGGAGUGGCUCGUGGGAUUGAUUAUCUCCAUCAUGGGUGUGAGAUGCAGAUUUUGCAUUUUGAUAUCAAACCUCAUAACAUCUUACUCGAUGAAAACUUUAUCCCAAAAGUUUCUGACUUUGGAUUGGCAAAGUUAUAUCCAAUAGAUAAUAGCAUUGUCACAAUAACGACAGCAAGAGGAACCAUUGGGUAUAUGGCUCCAGAAUUGUUCUACAAUAAUAUUGGAGGAAUAUCCCAUAAAGCUGAUGUUUAUAGCUUUGGAAUGUUGUUGAUGGAAAUGGCAAGCAAGAGGAAGAAUCUAAAUGUCCAUGCAGAACACUCAAGUCAACUUUACUUUCCCCUUUGGAUCUAUAAUCAUAUUAGAGAAGAGGAAAAUAUAGAUAUAAAAGAUUUGACUGAUGAGGAAAAGAUAAUAGCAAAAAAACUUAUCAUAGUUGCACUUUGGUGUAUACAAUUAAGACCAAACGAUCGUCCUUCAAUGAAUAGAGUAGUGGAAAUGCUUGAAGGAGGCAUUGAGGACUUGGAAAUACCUCCAAAACCUACUUUAUUUCCUGAUGAAAUGAGUGUAAAGGAUGAAACAACCAACUCUAUCUAA